AUGGCAGCUUACCGCGGCUUACUCAUUAUUCUGAGAUUACUCCUCAUCGUCGCAGCAUCGACGAUACCAGGAACAUGGAUAAAUGUCGGUUUGCAACAUUUUCCACAACUGGAAACCGCUCAGAUGAUAGAAACCUACGAUAUAGCUGCGUCCAGCAUUUGUCACGGGCUAAAGGGCCUUUCACAGGGCCAAGGGAAGCUAUGUCAGCUGUCCGUUGAUCAUAUGCCAAGUGUGGCGAAGGGUGCAAAAUUUGGUAUUCUUGAAUGUCAGCACCAAUUCCAUGAUCGAAGAUGGAAUUGCUCCACAGUCUCGGAUGAGUCCGUCUUUGGACCUAUGCUCAGAAUAGCCAGCAGAGAAACUGCGUUCGUUCAUGCAAUCACAGCUGCAGGAGUGGUAUACUCGAUUAGUCGAUCCUGCAGAGAUGGACAAUUAUCCUCGUGUGGAUGUUCUAGAAGCAGUAGACCCAGGGAUUUGAAACGAGAUUGGAUUUGGGGUGGCUGUGGAGAUAAUCUCGAAUACGGUUACAAAUUCACACAAGCAUUCGUCGAUGUGAAGGAACGUGAACGCAGCUUUAAAAGAGGUAGCAGAGAACAAGGAAGAAGCCUGAUGAAUCUUCAUAACAAUGAAGCCGGUCGUAGAGCUGUAAUAAAACGAUCCAAAGUAACGUGCAAGUGCCACGGUGUUUCUGGAAGUUGUAGUUUAAUUACAUGCUGGCAGCAACUUGCUUCCUUUCGAGAAAUUGGUGAUUUUCUAUUAGAUAAAUACGACGGAGCAACAGAGGUCAGAGUGAAUAGACGUGGUCGUCUAUCUAUGCGAGAUCCAAGAUUUUCAUUACCUACAGCCAAUGAUCUAGUUUAUUUAGAUGACUCCCCAAACUAUUGCCUUCCUAAUGAAACACUUGGGUCAUUAGGUACACAUGGAAGAAUUUGCAACAGGACAUCAUCUGGCAUGGAUGGAUGUAAUCUCCUUUGCUGCGGUAGAGGUUACAACACACAAAAAUCAACCGUCAGAGAAAGAUGCGAGUGCAAAUUUCAUUGGUGUUGCUUUGUUGAAUGCAAAACUUGUGUUAAAAGCAUAGAUAUUCAUACGUGCAAAUAA
Eufriesea mexicana is the source of this 1098-nucleotide messenger RNA. Its product is annotated as protein Wnt-5b. Gene Ontology annotation, molecular function: cytokine activity; frizzled binding. Bases 1 to 1098 code for a protein of 365 amino acids. Gene Ontology annotation, biological process: multicellular organism development; neuron differentiation; canonical Wnt signaling pathway. Gene Ontology annotation, cellular component: extracellular region. The transcript is spliced from 7 exons. Lineage: Eukaryota; Metazoa; Arthropoda; Insecta; Hymenoptera; Apidae. The record is from RefSeq and is a predicted model, not a curated record.